AUGAUUUCAAUGCAAAUCGCAAAUAGCGUUGGUGGCCCUACACGUGCCCCAUUGCUAGUUUUGGAAGAAUAUGAUCACUGGAAAGUUAGAAUGGAAAGAUUUUUACUAGCCAAAGAGAAAGGUGAACAAAUCUGGAGAUUCGUUACACAUGGUCCUCAUGUUCCUAUAAGAACAGUUGUAAGAGAUGCAGCUGCUCAACUCAUGAGAAAAGAUGAAGUUCGGCCAACUCCUCUAACUGCAGAUGAUAUUGAGAAACUGCAUGCUGAUCAAAUCGCCUUCUCUAAAAUGGUGUUUGGUGUUCCUCCAUCACUCUUUGAGCACAUUAAGUUAUGCAAAUUGGCCAAAGAAAUUUGGGACACUCUACUAGAUCUGAUUGAAGGUUCAGAAAACAUGAAGGAUAAGCGUCUCACCUCAGUUGUUAAUGACUUUGACACCUUCACUACCACUCCAGGUGAAUCUGUAGCCUCAGCCUCCAACCGAUACCGAAUCAUUGUUAACAACAUGACAGCUCACAGGAUUGUUCGAACUCCUCUCGAGUAUAAUCUCAAGUUCAUUAACAGUCUUGGUAAGGGAUGGGGAAAUGUUAAGUCCUGCCUUCAAAGCAAUGUUUCCUUAAAAAAAUUGAAACUCUAUCAACUUUUUGAUGAGCUUCAAGGACAUGAAUCAAACGUUGCUCAAACCAUUAGAGAACUUUCUGGAGGACCACUUACUCUAGUCAGCUCUUCUGAAUCAAUCAUUCCGAACACACUUGCUCCGGAACCUUACAAACCUAUGGUUCCACUACCUCAGCAAUCCCCAACUUCACUUCCAACUCACAACUAUCCUAAUAGUGAUUUUGAAACCUUAAAUUCUGAACUCCGUUUCCAACAAGAAUUUGCCUUACUUUCCAUGAAAUACAAACGACCUUUCAAUUCUUCUUACAAAUCUUAUCAAAAUAGAUUCAACACUCCUCAUCAAAACCAUCCUCAACCAUAUACUUCGUCGGAACCAAAACAAACAUCCGAAAACCCUCAGAAAUACGAGCCUAACCUCACUAAACCACAUUCGACCCCGAAAUCCUCUAAAAAUCUCAACUCAGAAAAGCCAAAAAUCCUGUGUCACAAAUGUGGUCAUGCAAAACACUUUGCCAAAGAUUGUCUUGCUGAUGCACCUCAAAAACCAAAAAUCAAAGACUCAGCUUACUAUGUCCGAAAAGCACAAGAAUUGGCUGAAAGCGAGAAAGCAUUUGUUACUACUGUUUCAAGAGAUGUCGAAGGAUACUGGUCGUCGGGAGAUGAUGAUGAUGAUGUAGUAACUGGAAGAAACAUGUGUUUAAUGGCCAGAAAAACCGUGGUAUGUGAUGAAGGUUAUUGGUCUUCUGGUUCCGAAAAUGAAGAAGAUCAUGAUGAACCCAACUACUGCUACAUGGCUACCAAUGACCCACCAGGACGAAGCAUUGUUCAACAAGUAAAAUCCAUGAUCUAUGAUAAUAAUUUUGAUUUGACUUUAUGUGAACCUUACUUGAACCAGAUUCAAACAGAUAUGAAUAUUAUCUAUAAAGCCUAUGAGUCAGCCAUAGAAGCCAGUGAGAAUAAAGAUUGUGAAUUAAGCCGUCUUAGAUUACGUUUUGAGGAUAAGAAAUUAAAAAUCGAGUCUUUAGAGCAUGAACUUGUUAUGUCAAAAGAUGAAUGUAUCAUUUUGCAAGAUAAAUUUAAAUUCACUUAUUUCGAAUGA
Lactuca sativa (garden lettuce) is the source of this 1713-nucleotide messenger RNA. NCBI's taxonomy places the organism in Eukaryota, Viridiplantae, Streptophyta, Magnoliopsida, Asterales, Asteraceae. The record is from RefSeq and is a predicted model, not a curated record.